AUGGCCCCAUCUACUGCAAGUCAGUCGAGUUUGAGCUCCGGCCCACUUGCAGACCCCGGUAUACCUGCCCACCAGCAACAGCGCCGGCCGCAGCAGCAGCAGCAGCAGCAGCAACAGCAACAGCAGCAAACGCAGGCGCAGCAGCGGCCCGGGUACAAGUCGAGGAGGCCGAGAGCUGCGAGAGCUUGUGAGCUCUGCCGCGCAAAGAAGAACAAGUGCGAUGAGCAGUACCCUUGCUCCGGCCAGGACAUGGGCUGGAAGAGGCACACAUUAGAUCCAACUAGCUACGUCCGCCGCCUCGAAGACCAAAGUCCUCCCCCGCUCCGCCCACGAUGUCGCCCGCCUACUCAUGCUCCCGGGCCCGCCCUCCGCCCGCAAGGCCCCGGGAACGAGGUCUCCGGCGUCAACAUCCACACCCGCAACGUCGAAUUCUACGGCUCCUCUUCCUCCAUCGCCCUGCUUUUCGAGGUCCAGCGCUCCGAGGCCGCCGCCCUCCGCACCGUCUCCUCGGCCGCCUCUUCCGAGCAGGAUUCGUGCGCCGACGGCGCCGCCAUCGUCUCUAGCCUGCACAACCCGGCUUUUUCCCCGCCCGCGACGACAGCGGGCCACGGCCAGUCUCCGGCCUCGGAGCAUUGCGGCGGGGUUGAAAUCGGCGGGCGAGGUGGGGCCUUGGGCAUGUCGGCCCGGUAUCGCGUGUUCCUCGACGGCUUCUUCUCCACGAUUCAUCACAUCCACCCCAUCAUCGACAAGCCGUGGUUCAUGGAGCGGUGCGAGGCCCUGUGGGCGGGUGAUCAGGCCAACGAGGCGGCGAGCAAGGGGAGUUUCGUGGCGCUGUAUUAUAGCGUCUUGUCGGUCGGCUCGCUGGUCGGCGCGCGGGAGGAGGAGCCCAUGGAUGGGCUGUCGAAUCUCGAGUGGAUGCUAUUUUUCUUGGCCAAAGUUUGCCAGAACGAGAUCAACCCUCACUUGUCCUAUCUCUACACCGGCCUCGCUGUAAGAGCAAGCCUAGCCAUGGGCAUCAACCGGGAACCCGGCCCCAAUACCCAAAAGACGCCGUCCAGCUCCGCUCCGAAUCAAGGACGUGGUGGGGCCUAUAUUCCCUCGAAACGAAAUGGCCUUCGCCAUGGGCCGCCCCGACACCCUCGGCGCCGACCUCUACCACACCCGCGCCUUCCCCGCGUCCAACCCUCGACGCCUACGCCUCCGCCUCCUCCCUCGUCCCCGCCGCCCUCCCCGCCGACCUCGACCCCCAACUGCGCCAUCAUCCAGCCCAUGGUCGACUUCUCCCGCAUCACCCGCUCCAUCUGCCACAACAUCUACCUCGCCGACACCCCGCUCACCAAGUCCAUCGUGCUGGCCCAGCAGACCGAGACAGACCUUGAGGCCUGGGUCGACGCCCUCCCCGAGGCUAUCCGCCCCGCGAGGACGCUGGCCGAGGCUAACUCGCUCAAGAGGGCGAGGGAUACGCAGUGGAUGAAGCGCCAGAGGCUGGUCCUCACUAUACGCUACUUUAAUCUGAGAAUAUUAAUGUUUGGCGCAUUCCUCCUCAUGUCCUCACUCUCAGAACGCGCCUCCAUCCCCCGAUGUUCCGAAUUCAUCCACAAAUGUCUCGAGGCCGCCCAGCGUACCAUAGAAACCAUUUACCAAACCUACCAACACCACGACUUCUUCCGCACCUGGUUCUACAACACCACCUACACAGUCUUCGCAGCCUCCAUCCUCCUCGUCCACGCCACCCAGGAACCCUCCUCCCCCAGCACGCCCCCGACCCUCGACUUCGUCUCCAUGGCCAUCGAGAUCCUCGAGACGAUGGACGAGUGCGUCGUCGCCGUAAACGCCGCCCGUAUGCUCCAGCGCGUCCUCCAGCGUGCCAAGGCGCGCUGCGCAGACGGUUCUUCUGUGGCGAUGGCGCACCUCGCCUCGGCUGGCAAUCAUCACCAACACCAACAUCAGCAGCAGCACCAACAACAGCAACAGCAGCAGCAAGAACAUGCGCAGCAACAUCAUCACCAUCAUCAUCCCACGUCCGCGCUACCCGUCGGUAUGGGGAACGCGGGUGACGGCGACGCGAAGACCAGGAUGCAGAUUCCACGUAUCUACAUCAGCAAGGCGUUUCUCGACGUAAUGUGGCGUGAACUUCUCCAGAUCCAAAUUUGUCAACCGGCUAUCCUUGAGGACCGCCAAGACCGUAAGAACUUCCGCACCUACCCUCUUCGUCAGGAGCUCGACGCCUUCGUCUUCGACCGCGUCAAAUAUGAAAACGCAGGGUCCAACAGCUCCGGUUCGUAUUCGCAACAGCACAUCGAGGUCUGA
This is a messenger RNA of Parascedosporium putredinis, 2310 nucleotides long. The record is from the annotation of a GenBank genome assembly. NCBI's taxonomy places the organism in Eukaryota, Fungi, Ascomycota, Sordariomycetes, Microascales, Microascaceae.